AUGGAUCCCACACCCUCGAUGCCUCUCUUCGGGCCGGAAGAGCAAAACGGCGAGGCCAUGGAGCCCCUCAAGAAGCCAGCCGUCCACUUCUUCCAAGCAUCCCGCUCGUACAACGGCUGCAUUCAGCGAGACAAGAUUGAGUAUCACUCGGAUGAGGGUGUCUAUAGCGUCUCCCCCCUUUCGGGAGCGCAACCGGCAAACCGUGAGGAGCGUGAGUCUCCCGACAGCGACCGACCGGAGCCGCCACUGGUGCUCGAGGCCGGAACUCCCCAUGUGAUGGUGGACCCGGACAGAGACCUGAUCUGCUGCUCCAGCUUCGGCGAUGACUGGUACCCAAACGAUACCUUCUCGGGCGGCAACGCGUCCAGGCAGGGACCGCUGGCGGACCUCGCGCGACGCCUCGGCCUCGGCCUGCCGCCGCUCACCCGGGCAGGGUACGUCUUCGAUUGCGAGGACUGCAAGGAUCCCGUGAACGAAACCCACGACGACCUUGAGUGGAGGGCUCAUCCCCCUCACUACUGUUCGGUAUGCGUGGGAGACUGGGUGACCUACUUCCCCAACCUCGAGCAGGUCUUCCUCAUCGUGCCCGGCCUGGACAAGGCCGAGCCCGGUGACGAGGUCCUCGUGUACCGAUUCGGAGACAAGGAAAUCGUCGAGGACAUCCUCAAAGCCACGAAAUACACCUCUAGGGAUGAUUGCUUCCCUACGGACAAGGAAGACAAGGCAGACACCAAUUUGCGCGGUGUUGAGACAACUGAGGAUAUUGGAAGUGACGGCCCUUCACGCUGUUUCGAGGGCAACGGCAUCACACUAUACGAGGCUUGUGCGUCGGAUUUCGGCGAGAGCCUUUCUCCACUCUCCCACCAUUCGUUUCUAAAGACCCUGUUCAAGGGGUUUUGCGCGUCGCGCAGGUGUGUUAGUGAACAAGGAGAAGGCAUUUUCGACUACGAGUGGGGCCUGGAGGGCUUUCCGGCAUGCCCUCCUCGCGGAACCACGAAGAUCGCGGGCGGAGUCAUUGAAUUUCGGGUCUUGUCAUGUCAGCUGCAAGGGCGGCAAGAGUAG
This is a messenger RNA of Diaporthe citri, 1062 nucleotides long. RefSeq lists its product as uncharacterized. The record is from RefSeq and is a predicted model, not a curated record. The transcript has 4 exons. Lineage: Eukaryota; Fungi; Ascomycota; Sordariomycetes; Diaporthales; Diaporthaceae. Bases 1 to 1062 code for a protein of 353 amino acids.